This is a messenger RNA of Anolis carolinensis (green anole), 4309 nucleotides long. Its product is annotated as olfactory receptor class A-like protein 1. NCBI's taxonomy places the organism in Eukaryota, Metazoa, Chordata, Lepidosauria, Squamata, Anolidae. Gene Ontology annotation, cellular component: membrane. Gene Ontology annotation, molecular function: pheromone receptor activity. The coding region runs from base 192 to 1154 and encodes 320 amino acids. The transcript has a single exon. The record is from RefSeq and is a predicted model, not a curated record. Gene Ontology annotation, biological process: G protein-coupled receptor signaling pathway.
CCCUUUUCAGCCAGGGAGAUAACAAAGCUUGGACAAAUAACAGAGUAAUUAUGGGCCUGAGUAACUCAAGGGGUGUGAGUGUGUUGAGAGGGAAAGGUGGCGUAUAAAAGAGCCCAUAAGCCUCCUGCGUUUGGAAAACAACUUCGGCAGCAAUCAAAGGAGGAGAUGCAUAAGAGCAGACGUGCGCCACCAUGGGCCACAGCCUCAUCUUCACCACGUCCAUCAUCCUUUGCCUAUCGUCCAUCAUCGGCAUGAUUGGCAAUCUCAUCGUCCUCUUUGCCUUCAUCAGCAACGCUGUCCGAAACAAAGCUGUGCAGCCUUUGGACCGCAUCAUUAUCAACAUGUCUCUGGUGAACUUCCUUCUCUGCUGCUACAAGACAGUUCCAGCCUUCCUUUUUUUUAUCAGAGCCAACAUUUUGGAUCAGCUGGGCUGCAGGAUCCUUCUCUAUUCGUAUCAUACGUUGAGGCUGAUCAGCAUCUGGUCUGUAGAGAACCUGAGCUUUCUCCAUCUCAUCAAGAUUCGAAGACCCAACCAUCGGUGGUCAAAGUUCAUCUACCGGCACCAGGGACAAUAUGUCAACGGCACCCUUGCCGGUUGUUGGAUAGUUAGCAUCCUUCUACAGAUCCCUUAUUUGCAGUAUGAGAAAACAACACACAGGGACAAUGCAACUAUCAUCUGGUUGAGUACUUCAACCUGCCUAGGGUCCACAGAGAGUUUGGCUAUGAAGUUCACCACUUACUUUUCCAUCAGUUUGGACCUUGCCUUGGUUGUGUUGGUCAUCGUCCUCAACUGCUUCAUUAUUGACCUCCUCUACAAGCACAGCAGGAAGGUGGAGGCCACCACUUCAGUCACAAGCAAUGGAUGGAACAAGCACACAGCCCAGGCCACCAAAGUCUUGUUGUCCUUGCUCUGCAUCUAUGUGGUCUGCUGGAUCUCCAACGACCUGGUGUGGAUCGCCAUCAUGUCUGGGUACAUCAAGAGCGAUUUUGAGAACAGCAUCCUCAAUGAGCUCUUCGGCAUCCUGUCUUCGAUUUAUUACUCAGCCAGCUCCUAUGUUGUGGUGUUUGGCUACAGAAAAGUCAGAGAGUAUCUGACGGAGGCCUGCUGGUGCUUCAGAUAUACAAUGUCCACCAAGGUGCAAAGCACAUCUUAGGAGGAUGGCUCUCACAGUGAACUCUCGUUGGAUGGAAAUGCUUAAUGCUAUCUGCAAGAACUUGUUUCCUACUAGAGAAGUCCACAACCUGAGAAGUUUAUCACCCUAGAGUCAAUACAAUAUGACCAGCAGGACUGACAUCUAUGGGUCCAGUCAUUCGUGCCCAGGAAAAUAUGUCCUCUCUUGACAUCUUCUAAGUCCUCUGAAAUGACUAGAUGGCACUACUGGACCAGAUGACCUUCAUGUCAAUAGGAUUCACUAUUAUGUCCAGUUCUGUAUAUCCAUAUGAUGUCCAGGAAUGUAUCCCCUAUGAAUAUGGGUUGUACUGUAUUUUCUCAACAUACCAAUAUUUGUUGUAUGUUUUCCGGGCUGCAUGGUCAUGUUCCAGAAGUAUUCUCUCCUGACGUUUCAUCCACCUCUAUGGCAGGCAUCCUCAGAGGUUAUGAGGUAUGGAGAAACUAAGCAAGGAAGGUUUAUAUAUCUGUGGAAGUUCCUGGGUGGGGGAAAGAACUAAUGUCUGUUGGAGGCCAGUGUGAAUGUUGUAAUUAAUCACCUUUGUUAGCAUUAAAUGGCCUUCCCAGCCUCACAUCCUGGUCUGGGGGAAUCCUUUGUUCAGAGUCGUUAGCUGCCCCUAAUUGAUUCAUGUCUGGAAUUGUUCUGUUUUCAGAGUGCUGCUCCUUAUUUACUGUUCUGAUUUUGGAGUUUUUUCAUACUGGUAGCCAGAUUUUGUUCAUUUUCAUGGUUUCCUCCUUUCUGUUGAAGUUGUCCACAUGCUUGUGGAUUUCAAUGGCUUCUCUGUGUUGCCUGACAUGAUAGUUGUUGGAGUGGUCGAGCAUUUCUGUGUUCUCAAAUAAUAUUCUGUGUACAGGUCUGUUCAUCAAGUGCUCUGCUUGAUGAACCAACCAAAGUAUUCUCUCGUCAGGAGAGAAUACUUCUGGAACAUGGUCAUACAGCCCGGAAAACAUACAACAACCCUGUGAUCCAGGCAAUGAAAGCCUUCGAAAACACAUACCAAUAUUUUGCUUUCUGGAAUAUACAUUCUGCUUGUUAAUUAUUGGACAAAGAUAUAAGAAGACUGCAAAGAAGGCAGGAUUCAAACAUGUUUAGAAUCCAAUCAUGUGUAGUUGCUGCAGGAGGACAUUAGCUUACUUUUUAGCUUCUGUUUUGUUGUUCACAUCACCAACUCUGGGAUAUCUCACCUUCAACAUUCAUAUUUCAUCUCCGCUCUAAUGGAAAUGAGGCCGAUGCCUUCCCAUCUGGCUUCUUUCAUGUAGCUCCUACUAAAGGGCACCGUGGAGGGAGAAGGGAUUCAAGACAACCAGAAUCAAAAAGCUGGGUCAAAAGAAAGCAAUCCAGUGCAGGGAACAAAAGGGAGACAGGAGACCUUAUAUGGGAGACUGGUUUCAAAAACUGGUGUCCUGGUUAAAUAAAGGACCUAAAAUAGUCCAUGGUUACAUUGUCCAUCCCAUUUCUUAGAAUGGUGUUAAUCAAAUUGAUGGUUUAUGGACGAGCUGCAGUAAAGGGGCAAAAAUGUAGUACAACUCCUUGGCAAAGUAGGCAAAAAAAAAAUAAACCCUAUUAUUUGUAUGAUGCUACAGCAUUAAGCCUUUGCAAUUAUUGUGGUAUUAAACUGCAUUAAACGGUGCUCCAUGCAGUCAUGCCGGCCACAUGACCUGGAGAUGUCUAUGGACAACGCUGGCUUUUCGGCUUAGAAAUGGAGAUGAGCACCAACCCCCAGAGUCGGUCACGACUGGACUUAACGUCAGGGGAAACCUUUAUCUUUUUAAACUGCAUUUAUUCCACAGUGUGGAUGUAGCCAGUUUUUGGAAGGCAUUGCAGACUACUCCCAGUUCCCCACACUGAUGAAAAUGAAAAGAAAGGCAAGUCUCAAAGGCAGUAUUGGACAGGAAAGCAGCUAUGUUUUGGGUGGGGGUAAGGGAAUUUGCUGCUGUGUGGCCCUACAGGAAAGAUGCCCAGAAAGGCAGGUAUGUACUGUAUCAAAUUGCUAACUUGGGAAUAAAGUGCACUCAAUGGAGCUUUAUUAUUAUUAUUAUUAUUAUUAUUAUUAUUAUUAUUAUUAUUAUUUUAUUGUAUUCCACCUAAACAUUGGGAAGAACCCCCUGACAGUAGGCUGUUCAGCAAUGGAAUAGGCUCCUUUCUGGCAUACUUCUAUCUCUGGAGGUUUUUAAGCACAGACUGGAUGGCCAUCUGUUGAGAGUGCUUUGAUUUUGUGUUCCUGCUUGGCAGAAUGGGGUUGGACUGGAUGGCCUUUGGGAUCUCUUCUAAUGUUAAGAUUCUGUAUUUUUCCCCAUCUGGAAGGAGGAGAGGGCAGAUCUCUCAGCAUUAAAAACCCCAAAUCAAGAAGCAUGGCAAGUGAAUGCUUAGCAAAUGGACCCCAUUAGAGCUUAAUAGUGCACUUAUCGGUAGAUAGCAUUCUCCGUCCGCUUCUCCUUUGCUCACUGUAUGUAUCCCCUUAUCAACCCCACCAUUGUAACAUCAUCAGUUUCCCUGCAGAAGAAUAGCUGUCACUUGCGCAUGUGUUCCUAUAUGAAAGGCUAAUACAGAUAUGCAAACAAAAGGGUUUCCUCCCCUCCAUUUCGAGCCAUGUGCAGGUAGAUGCAAACAGAUUAUAGCUAGCAGAGAAAAUGAUUGUUUGCUGUACCAAAUGGUUUACGGGUGGGCCAAAAACUAGUGAUCGCGGACCGUUCAGAGUAGUGGAUAAUGGGAGCUGCAAUCCAACAAGGUAACGCUUCCAUGGUCUAAUUUUGUCUGGUUUUUACAAAGGGUCCAACUGUAUUUCUAACAUUGCAAUAAUUUGGUGGAAACAUCCAGAGGAAAGGAGAUGACAAAAAAAGCAGCAGAAAGCAAAUGCAGCAGACAGAAGAAUUAUAGGUGUGGAUUGCACUAAGUAACAAAAAUUGAAAGAUUUUCUGUUACUGGUUUGAAAGUGUAUGUAUGUGUGUGUGUGUGGAGAAUCCAGAGUGGAAGAAAGAACCUUUGUCUGUUUGAAGCAAGUGUGGAUGUUAUAAUUAGCAAGCUUGAUUAGCAUUGAGUAGCCAUGAAAUUUUCAAAAUCAAUCAGUGAGGUUAUCUGCAUAGAGGUAGCUAGGCUUUUGUUGCCUGGAGGCAUCCUCUGUUUGGGAGGUGUUAACUGGC